AUGAAGUCUUUUGUGGCUAAAGUGACUCUGCUAGCAGUUAUUUCUUUUCUUUACUCAAAAGUAAGUACAUUUUAAUUGACCUAAAUAUGACUAGAAUCGCCUUUUGAUAACUGAUUCUAAUUAAUUUCUUAAAAGGCGAAAACCUUUAAUUAAAAAAUUCCUUUUGCUGACAAGCAGGGGAGAAAGUUUCUGAAAGUGAUUAUUCCAUUCGAGCUAGUUGACUAUCCUUUAAUAUUCAACUUUUAUCCAUGUAAAAUUUAGGAAAUUACAGGGAAUUAAAUUUUAACCAAUCGCGUUUCUGAUAACCACCAUUUCAUUCAAGCCCAAGGCAUGCAAAUUAGUCAACAUCGAGGACCAGUUUUCUCUAUAAAGCUAACGAACCAGCUUUUGUUCUACCAUCUUCGCGGGAAUUCGAUCGGUAACGUUUGUUUUGAAUGUUAUGUCUGUGUUUCAGCUCGUGCUGUUUGUUGUUCUUGUCCUCCCUGCAAAAUUAACAAAUAGGUGGAAAGCACCAUGUGGGCUCAGUAGGGUCUCUAAGAGUAUAGGACAUAAAUUUAAUUGUUAGGGCCCGGGUUGUUCAAAGCUGGGUUAAGAUAACCCAGGGUUAGUGUAAAAUUUGAUUUGCAGUUUUGAAGGCUUAGAAGAAAAUUCAGUUCAAAUAUUUUUGCCUGCAACUUGAUCAUAGAAUGGUCUGGAAAGGAAUGGGGCAACUCUACCCUAAAAAAAUUUUGAACAAAGAAUUAAAGAAACCUGAAUUAAAAUUUAACCCUGGGUUUGCGCGGAUCGGCCUUCGAACACUGGGCGUUGGUCUCCUUCCAACCCUCUCCUGUCGCAAUAAAAUGAUUGCACAAUCAAGCUACUUCUCUCACCUACAGGUAUUCUUUUUUUUCCCUUUCAACUUUUUCCAACACGUAGGUAAGAUGCGAUGAAGGUUUCCAGUGCCCUCAUUCUGCGUGUGGUCCACCAAAAUCCUGUAAACUUCAGGUUAGUCGCGUACGUUUUCCUUGCUUUCCUGACGAACUGAAUGUAAUCGUUAUGCAUACUUUUUAGAAAUAACAUCACUAUACAUUGAAAUCCCUUUUUUCCCUAAACACAAGCACGCAAAAAAGCAUAUAAAUUUCUGCCGUUCUGUUUUAGGAUAAAUUGAUUUAUCAUCAGACCAUGACACCUGCUUGGCUCGAAGGCCAUGCCUCAUACAUCAACAUUGCUCAUACCAUAACAGCCGAUAUGAUCUCAUUUCAAUUAACUUCCACCGUGAGUGGACCCCAAACUAAAGACGCUGCCCUCCUAAAAGUACCUCUGAUCACUGCUGACGUCCUGAAAGACUGCACACUGCUGACCGUGGAGAUCACUGUUGCCAAUGACGUCAGCAUUGGAGGAAAAGCUUACGACAGCGACAUCAGAUACGGCCUCUCAGAUGGGGAGACUUUCAUUGGUUUUGAGGCUCCCGAUAGGAAAAGUUAUGGAACGUCUUCUCCUUGUUAUGGAAUUGAAGGAACAUCUGGCAAAUUCCUGAAGAAAAUAAAUUACAAAAACACCAAGUUCCCUAAGGUCAACAAGUACUCAUACUACCCCGGUCGAUUCUUGUUCACUUUCAAGUUAGAUCAGCGAUGGGGUUCUUGUUACACCGCGCAGGACCAUGGCUUUGUGAAGACCGCUGGCUACAUAAACCGACUAAAAGUCAGUAAGGGGCUCACUCUGGAGGUUUACAAGACUGAUAAAAAUGAGAGGGUUGGGAUCAAGUUUAUCAAGGUGGCCAUUACGCAGGACUCGUCAUGUAAUCAGUAAUGAAAAGAAUCUUAUUAUAAUAAAUGUUUGUCUUGAGUCAUCUGACUUCGAAGCUCACCCAUUACUUUGGGUCAGGGCAGUUAGAAUUGUAUAUUAUAAUGUAACAUUGCACUUUUCACUCAACCAUACCUCAACGAGUUGAAUCUGGAUGAAAACUAAUUUUGCAAGUAAAUAAAAUGGGGGAGAGAAAAAAAGGCAUUUGUCGCACUUUGAUCGUUAAAAACCCAAUAGACUUAGAUAACUUUGUGCUUAGAUAUCAAUUUUUGCUGCUCAUCAAAGAGCUGGUUGAGCUGUUUGUUUCUGGGGACGAGAAGUUGCUGAUUAAGGCAGCAAAAAACCCCUUAAUCUAUAGCUGUAGCAGAGAACUUCAAUCUAAAUUAUAAUACAUUUAAGACAAUCCUCGUUUGAGUUUGCCUUUUCAAAUCUUUCCUAACAUCUAAUCUGGGCAGGUUUUGUUGCCCUGAACUCGACUUACCCCUCAGAUCAAACAAAAAGCGCAUAUUGGCCCUGCCCAUUAGAAUAACGAACCAAUUAGAGCUUCAUGAUAACUGUGGCGCUAUGGUGAAUGUGGCUGUAAGUGUGACGCCUAAGAUGAGCAUAAUCUUUCAUCGUUUGUUAACGCUUAACCGAGACUACUUGAAUGGAGCCGAAAAUGAAAUGCCUUGACAAUUUAUCGGGGAUAUGCGGUUGACAAAAAGAGCCCUGACUGGCAUGUAGUGCUGUGUUCCAGGAUAACUGAGACAUUUUACUAUCACAGUGCUUGUCCCCACUAAAGAGUACCAAAACCCAUACUGCGGUGGUGAACAUUUGACAAUCUAACCGCUUCACGUCAUGGGAAAUGACAGAAAAAAAGACGGCUACGGGCCAAAGGGUUUGUACACUCCAGCGUUAUAUAAAUUAUCAAAACUGGAUCAAAAAAGCAAGGGUAACCACAGCAUAUAUUUCAUUUUCGUUAGACCCAAAAUUCUUGAAUUUGAUGAAAACAGUAGCUAAUUAGGGCCAUAAUGUAUGUGUUCCAGGUAGCGUGAAAAUAAUACAAGUUUAUGUGGUUUUGGAUAGCUUUUCAUAAAAGGUGCGAUUAUCGAUCAAAGAAAUCAUGACAAAAUAGUUCACCAUCAAUUAAUAGCAAAAACAAAUCGACUUAUUUUCGUUAGUUAAACAUGUCAACGAGCAAAUAAAUGAAGAAAACAGAAAAGUGGUUAAUAUGGUGUUAAAAUAUCAAUUAAUCAUUAAAAAAAAAUUUCCCCCCCAAAAUAUCCAACCGUGUUUUCGUGUUGAACUCUGCCUGUGAACCCUAUAAAUGUUUAUAACCUCAGGAUAAAUAAAGUUCGGUUCCUGUUCUAUUCAAUUCGGUCAGAAAGCGUGAUUGGUUAAAAACGAAAACAAUUUUGUGUGAUAUGAUGACAACAGGUUAUGAUUUUUUUAAAACAUAUCUUUUUUUCUUGUCCAUACAAAGAAAAAUUAUGUCAGACUUCAUAUAAAAAUCUAUUCUCUCCGUUUUAAGCAGUCGCGCCGAGUUGUUUAUUUGAUCGAUUUCAGAAGAGAUCAAUUUUUCCAAUGAAGUCCUCGAUCGCUAAAGUAGCGGCAGUCUUGGCAGUCAUUACCCUUCUUGUUCCUACUGUAAGUAAUUCCUUUCUUUUCACAAUUCAUUUAUAGUGUGCGGGUUUUUUUUCUCAAAUCCUACUUUAGGAUUGUAACUAAGAUGGAGCUUAAAGAACCAUACUUUUGAGAACAUGAGUUCAUAGAAGAAACGGAUAAUCGACGAAAUAAGAACUUUUACGAACAAACACUUUGUUGCCGAGAUAGUCUGAACGCCGUUCUAUUUAGGACCAUUCUAUGAUCAGGAAACAGUCCCAGUGAAACGUUUUUGUUGGCUUCACUCGACGUAGAAAGGAUGGACAAGUUUUAUACGUUAGUCAUGUAGGUAACAAUAUUUCUGACCACAAUGACUGUUCUGGAAGGGAAGCCAGUGUCUACGUGGGAUUGUUUUGACGAUAUUUUGGUGAUUAAUGCUAUAUUCUCGACUCGAUAAUGAAGUGAAAUCAAUCUUUGGACGAAACACGUAGAUCCAUAUAUAUCAAGUAAAGAUAUCGAGUGGCAUCAAGGAGCAGUCGGUUCCGACUUCUAAAUAUAAUUUUGCUGACGAAACAAAUUUCCUCAACUUAUAAUGGAAAUAACAACAAAUAACAGAAAAACGUAAUUGCAACAACAAUUAAAAAGUAGAACGGUAGCGAAACAGUAACAAAAACAGCAAGAAGUUCCCUUUUUCUCUCAAUAGCGAGUUAUAUGGUACACAAUGACGCACAAAUUACACAACUUCGCCCCAUUUGUUUUCUUUUUUCGCCAUAGAUAACUUGAUGCAGAUCGAGAACUCUCUUCAUUUUGCGACAUUUUGUCCGCUCUCGAACAAUAGUAAAUUUUUUUUCAACUCUUUCCUCUACAUACAGGUGUACUGUGACGAGGCAAGACAAUGCCCUCACUCUGCAUGCGGUCCGUCGAAAGCCUGUGAAUUGCAGGUAAGUCUGAAAACUUUCCCAAUUCAAUAAAAUUUGAUCAAUUUCACAUUUUCAGGCGCCAUUUUAAGAGAAUAGCUAGAUAUCAUGUGAAUCUCAUUCGAGUGACCGACUUAUAUCCGGUUUGCUCAUGCUUUUCAAUUCCUCUAUCGCAGGAUAAACUGAUAUAUCACCAGACUAUGACGCCCGCUUGGCUUGAAGGCUUCGCUUCUUACAUUGACAGCUCACAUUCUACAACCGCAGAUCUUAUCACUUUCAACGCGGGCAAAGUAUCCAAUGCUGCACUGCUUAAGAUUCCAUUAAUCGCUUCCGACGUCUUGACAGACUGUGUACCGCUGACUGUUGAGAUCACCGUCGCCAAUGACGUCAGAAUUGGUGGACGAGGUUACGACAGUGAUAUAAGGUAUGGCUUGUCGGAUGGCACCAAUUUUAUUGGAUUCGAAGCGCCAGACAGAAGGACGUACGCGAGGCAGUCUCCUUGUUAUGGAAUUGAAGGAACAUCUGGCAAAUUCCUGAAGAAAAUCAAUUACAAAAACACCAAGUUCCCUAAAGUCAACAAGUAUUCAUACUACCCCGGUCGAUUCUUGUUCACAUUCAAGUUGGAUCAGCGAUGGGGUUCUUGUUACACCGCGCAGGACCAUGGCUUUGAGAAGACCGCUGGCUACAUAAACCGACUAAAAGUCAGUAAGGGGCUCACUCUGGAGGUUUACAAGACUGAUAAAAAUGAGAGGGUUGGGAUCAAGUUUAUCAAGGUGGCCAUCACGCAGGACUCGUCAUGUAAUAUGUAA
Molecule: messenger RNA, 5089 nt
Organism: Pocillopora meandrina
Lineage: Eukaryota; Metazoa; Cnidaria; Anthozoa; Scleractinia; Pocilloporidae
Source: the annotation of a GenBank genome assembly